Messenger RNA from Caenorhabditis elegans, 1041 nucleotides. RefSeq names its product Seven TM Receptor (gene str-56). Bases 1 to 1041 code for a protein of 346 amino acids. The transcript is spliced from 3 exons. Lineage: Eukaryota; Metazoa; Nematoda; Chromadorea; Rhabditida; Rhabditidae. The record is from RefSeq and is marked reviewed.
AUGUUCAACCACCAGCACACAAUUUUUUUCACAAGCACAAGUUUGCUAAUCUGUUCAAUAUCGAAUUUCACUUUAAUCUACAUCAGUUUAUUCCAUAGCAAACAGAUCCAAGGAGCCUAUAGAAGAAUGGUCGUGAUGUUUUCAGCACUGGGAUUUUUAUUCUCACUUUCAGAAUUUAUCGCAAGACCCUUUGCUCACAAUUACAACAGAGCAUUAAUUUUGUUUAGUAUUAAUGAUUGGAUUUCUUCGAAGAGCUUUCUAGAGAUUGCUAUUUCGGUUUGGAUGACUUUUUAUCUCCUGAUAAUCUCAUUCAUAGGAAUUCAAUUUUUAUAUCGCUACAUAUGUCUCUUUCAUUCCGCAAAAGUCAGAUAUUUCGACGGUUUUGGGACAGUACUCUGGAUUUCUUAUUUAUUGAUACCAGCUGCAGGGUUUAAUAUUGCAUUUUAUCAGCUGCUAAAACCAACUGAUACUUCUGAUGAUUAUUUGAGAAAAGUUAUACGAGAAAACUAUGAUCUUGAAAUUUCGGCAAUUGCUCGAUAUACCUUGGCUCUUUAUAGUGAAAGCAAUGUUAUACAAUGGGAGAUUCUUUCCCUUAUUAUAGCAGCAGGAAUUGUUCUUUGUUUUCAAUAUUUCAUUGUCAUAUUUUUCGGUGUCAAAUUGCACUUCAAAAUCAAAGAAAAACUGGGAACUUUCUCGCCGUGUCAGGUGAAAAUUCAAUCCCAAAUAUUUCGAGCACUUGUUGCUCAAACCGUUGGUCCGACAUUAUUUUUGGUUUUGCCAUCUGCUCCUUUCUUUCUGACAACUCUAUUGUCACCUUAUAUUGAUAUGGAGAUCAACUGGAAAACUGGAUGGCUGUAUACUUUAAUCGGAAUUUAUCCAAUUUUUGAUAGCAUCGCAUUUAUAUUGAUAGUUUCCGAAUACCGAAAUUAUGUCAGAAGUAAAUUAUUCUGCAAGACCAACAAGAGUCCUCGAGAAUUUGGCAACAAGAUUUCAAUUCAUCCAAUUCGAUGCAUAAAUACUGAAAUUGUUUCAGACACGUAA